CACACGCCGACAGGGUCGGCGGAUUCCGACCCCAUUUGGGAGGCCUCUACUAUUGGCGCCCUCUUCCUCCUUGGCUGUGCCCCGUCUCUUCAGGCGGGGCUCCAUCUGCUGCUCAGGCCUGUCGCAGCAGGACCGCGCCAGAUGCUCCUCGCUGGCGCGGUGGACGGGGGGCAAGUUCUCGGAGGACCUCUCCUCGGAGGUGGGGUUGCUCGUGGCCGAGCGCGUCAGCCUCCACCCCGCGUCCAAGUACCAGGCGGCUCUGGCCAGGCGGCUGCCGGUCGUGCGGCUCAGCUACCUGGAGGCGCUCUGGGAGAUGAAGGCGGAGGUGGACGUGGAGCCGCACAUCCUGCCUCCUCUCUACGGCCUGCGCAUCUGCUUGGACAAGAGGCACGAGGAGUACGCUGGGAAGGCGGCGGAGCUGGGCGCCGUGGUGGAGGCCUUUGACUGCGCAGAGGUCGUCGUCGUCGGGGACAUCUUCGCGCCCCUGUACCAGCAGGCCCGCAGGAUCGGCAUCCUGGCGGCGUCCCCCCUCUGGCUGGAGCGGUGCUUCCAGCUGCGCUGCUGCACGCCCAUUGCUGGAGAGCUGCAGGUGCUGAACCCCAGGUCUGCCGCGCUCGCCGGAGGGCCGACGCCUGGCCCAGGAGGGUGCGACGACGAGGAGUGCGGAGCCGCGCUCCUCGGCUGCGUGCUAUGUCUGCUGUACCUGCCGCCCGGCCCCCAGCGGGACGCGGCGAAGGCGCUGGCGUGGAAGGUGGGCGCCUACACCACCCUGGCCCCCACGGACCGGGCGGUCACGCACGUGCUCUUCCGGGUGCAACCCGGCGGCAAGGCGGCCGUGUCCGUCUCGGUCCCGGACGACCACGACCGCGUCGCCUUCAUAGACGUGUCGUGGCUGGAGGCCUGCGCGUGCGAGGGGCGGCGGGUCAGCGAGUCGCAGUUCCAGCGGCAGAAGGUGGCCUACAACCCCAGGUGCGACGACGCCCACGCGGCCGCCAGGGCCCUCAGGCCGCCCGCGGAUGGCGAGGCCCCCGUGCGCGCCCUCAAGAACGCCCCCUCCGACCCGCCCGCGCGGGGCGCGUGGUCCCAGCCCGCCGCCGCGCCCGCGCUGCCUGCGCUCUGCGCACCCGCCGCCGCGCCUGCGGCGCCCGCCGCGACCACGGAGCCUGCGGCGGGCACCGCUGGGGCCCCCGGCGGCCUGCGGCUGGGGGUCUUCGCGGGCGUGGCGGUGGCGCUCGCGGGCUGGCAGCCCGGGGACCCGGAGGCCCGGGCGAUGGAGGAAGCCGUGCGCGCACAGGGCGGCGCCGUCCUGGCGCAGGGCCUCUCCGCCGCGGGCGCGGCCUCGGCCGUGGAGCACCUGUCGGCGCGCAGGCCCCCUGCGGCGCUUGGCACCGCCCACUGGGUCAGGGCGUGCGUGGCCGACGGGGUGCUGUACCAGAGGAGCGAGAUGCCCCAUUUCGAGCCGCCGCGGGGGCAGCUGCCGCUGCAGGAGAUGAGCACCUGCAACGUGCGGAUCACCGCGCUGGAGGCCUCGCAGCGCGGGCGGGGCAGGCGUGUCCAGCUCGAGAAGCUCGUGGAGAUCGUCGGCGCUAAGGUCGCCGACCAAAACAGCCGUCUGGGGGACAUCACCCACGUGGUCUGCGGGGUGCCCGGCCUGCUGGAGGGCAAGACUCAUGCUAGCGCUUUGCGGAAGAAGAUCCCGGUGGUCUCCGUCCAGUGGCUCUUCGACUGUUACCGGCGGUGCUCGAGACAGCUGGAGGACCGGUACCAUGUGGGCCCACCGCAGGCGCAGGCACCGAGGUUCGAGGAGUCCGCCGCGCCCGCGCAGAGCUUCGCGUCGACAGUGCUGGCCGGCCACACGGUGCUCAUCUCGCCCGCAGCGCUCGGCAGCGAAGCGCAGCUGCCGCGCAUGGCGGAGGAGCUCGGCGCCGCCGCGCGCACGUGGCGGAGCGCGGAGGAGCUCGAGGCGUGCUGCCGCGCGGCUGCGGGCGACCGCGCGGACGGCGCCAGCGGUGGGCAGGCAUGCGCGGCGAUGGUGGUGCUGCUGGACAGAGAGGAGGCGGCGCGGCCUGCAGGACCGCUCGCAGACCUCGUGUCACGCCUCCUAUCUGGCCACUGUGUGGGCCCGGUGGGCCGGCGCGCCUUCGUGACGCCGGCGUGGCUCGCCGAGGCCUUCCGGCAGCGGCGGCGGCUGCCGCUGGACGCCUUCGCGGCGCUGCCAGACAGCGGCGACCUCGAGAGCGGCCCGGCGAAGCGGCCGCGCCUCACAGGGGAGGCGCAGUACGCUUGGGUGGCUCCAGAGGCCUCGCGCUUGGAGGAGUUCGCGGAGAGUUCCCGCGCGCAGACGCUCGCGUCGAAGGCGCAGCAGAAGGCGAGCGAGGGCCUGCGCUUGGCAGAGUUGCGGGGCCGCUAG
This is a messenger RNA of Prorocentrum cordatum, 2410 nucleotides long. NCBI's taxonomy places the organism in Eukaryota, Dinophyceae, Prorocentrales, Prorocentraceae. The record is from the annotation of a GenBank genome assembly.